This is a messenger RNA of Emiliania huxleyi CCMP1516, 276 nucleotides long. RefSeq lists its product as hypothetical. The record is from RefSeq and is a predicted model, not a curated record. The annotation marks the transcript as partial. The transcript has a single exon. Lineage: Eukaryota; Haptophyta; Isochrysidales; Noelaerhabdaceae. Gene Ontology annotation, cellular component: nucleus.
UUGGUGUACUGCAACAAUGCGGCGGCGCGCCUCACUCGAUACUCGGUGUCGGAGAUGCUCGGCCGCAGCUGCCGCUUUCUCCAAGGGCCGGACACCGAGGAUGAGGCCGUCGGUCGGCUUAGUGCGUCCCUCCGCGCGGCCGAAUCCGCCUCAGUCGAGCUCACAAACUAUCGCAAGGACGGCAGCCAAUUCAGGAACGCCCUCUUCCUGCAGCCCGUGCAUGACAGCUGUGGGGCGUGCCGCUACGUGAUUGGCCUGCAGGCGGACGCCGCCGAC